Thermothelomyces thermophilus ATCC 42464 is the source of this 2106-nucleotide messenger RNA. RefSeq lists its product as uncharacterized. The transcript has a single exon. Bases 259 to 1503 code for a protein of 414 amino acids. The record is from RefSeq and is a predicted model, not a curated record. Lineage: Eukaryota; Fungi; Ascomycota; Sordariomycetes; Sordariales; Chaetomiaceae.
CUUGCCCAAACCGAGGCUUGGUUCAGUGCUCUGAUUUCACCCAACGAAUCUUCCCCCUUUUCUCACCCACUUAGCUACCAGGGCUCAUUCCAUCUCUGACUUACAUUUGGACCAUCACACCUCUUCAAUAUCAACCCAGCGUGGCUUGAUAUAACGUCCACCCCACUGGCAAAGAACUUGCCUGUUAUUGUCGUCGACACCCUCGAGUCUCAUCUGUCAAUUUCAUGCCUGAAUAUUAGUAUUCAACAUUCACCCAAGAUGAUGCCAUCACUCGUCGGUGCCAACAUGCUUGGCAUGCCUCACCAGCAAACUGCCGGCGGGACAUACACGGUCGACGCAUUCCUCAACCAACUCUCGAGACAACUCAUCGGGAACACGAGGAGGUAUUCCAGGGGAGCAAACGGGCAGCAAAGAGGGGGGAACGGCAUGAGGAUAUCCAAGCCAGGCAGCGCCAGCAACAGCCCGAGAUCGUCAACAAUGCAGGCACGCCGGAGAACGCUGAUCGGGGAUGGCUUUCGGGGCGGGCUCCAGACGAUGUCUCCGGCGAUGGAGCAGAUACCUCUUCCUACGCCAGCUGCAGAAACCCCGAACGAGCAUUUCUACGAGCGGCAGACCACGAGGCCGGCGCGCCCGGUCAGCUGGCACCCGUCCUCGCAGAAUGCACAGCAGCCUCUCUACGCCCUACCAGACGCAGCUGCCUAUCCCUAUGCGGCGUACAACGAUGCCGAGAUCCUGGCGAGCCUGCAACAGUUUCCCCCGACGCCUGCGAUCUACUCCGGGUACGCGUCACCGGCAGAGCCCUUCUCGCCGCUUUCACUGCCCUACUCGAGCUUCAGCUCUUCGCAACAGCCCGUCUACUCGCCCGUGAGCCAACCUCUGCAGAUGCCGCACCAGCAGCAGGCUCCUCCGUUCUCCCCGGUGACCUGCUCCUCCGACCAUCCCGCGGCGGCCGCGUUGUCCGACAUUCCGUACCUUCCCCUUCCUCAGGCGGCGGCUGAGGUGCCCGCAUGGGAACAGGCCCAGCCUGCUGUCGCUGCCACGUUCAGCCAGCAGACGGCACCUCCAACACCCGAGGAUUUUGCCUGCAGCCUUGGCCCAAGUCUGGCCAUGGAGACGGCGGCCGGGCAGCAGCAACCGACGAAGCCGGACGCUGCUGCUGAGCAGACAUGCCAGCCGGUCAUUUACGAAGAAGACGAUGACGACGAGCCCGAGGGCGAGAUUCUGUACGGCAUGGGCCUGUACGAUGCGCCAGACCACGGCAAGGAGCUUACACUGCACCAGUCGGUGGUCCUCUCCCUGCUCGGCAGUACCAGGGAUCAGGAAGAAGACGGGGACACGGGCAAGGGCCUGGGUCUCAAGCUAGAGGAUCCGUGGGAGCCACCUGCCAGUGAUGAUGAGGAUGAGGGCGAGGGUGAGGGCGAGGGUGAGGGCGAGGGUGAGGGUGAGGGUGAGGGUGAGAAUGAAAACGGAGAGAACGACGACGGCCAGAACGAGGAGGACUGAGCUGCACACACUGGCUAUGUGAUGGGCUGGACUCCUUCCUCCUUUUUUUCCCUUUCCCUACCCGCCAGCUCUCGUGUUUUUUUCUUUUUCUUUUCAUGUGUGUGUGUGUGAAUCAGUCGAUGCAUGGCACCGAGGUGUUACAGGGUUUUUUUUCUUCUUCUUCUUGAUCUCUUAUUUUAUUAUUCUCGUUAUUUUCAUCAUCAUUUUUCCCCCUGGAGGGGCCGGGGGGGCGAGAAGGCGGCGAGCAGGAAGGACUUGCAGAUACAUGACGCGCGGGAUACGGCAUGGUGAGCGACAAGAGCACACGGCAUAGGCACGGAUACGGACGGUUCAUUAUUAACUGGGUAAACGGGAUGGUUGGGUGGGGGAUGGUUUGGUUGGCGUUUUCUCGGACAAGGCUACGGAGAUAGAGAGGGAGAGUCGAGGCAUGUGGGUUUCACAACCCAGCAAGGGCCCAUUGAACCGAAAAAAAAUGAGGAUAUCCGUCCUGUAAUUUUAGGUGAAUGCUACGGGUCUAGACGCGUAAGUACUGUAUGUACUGUAUGUACUGUACAUACUUACCUACACUACCUGUAAGCCACAUACCCAUUUCGUGACUGCCAG